Ochotona curzoniae (black-lipped pika) is the source of this 2319-nucleotide messenger RNA. RefSeq names its product zinc finger protein 2 (gene ZNF2). The transcript is spliced from 5 exons. The coding region runs from base 84 to 1358 and encodes 424 amino acids. The record is from RefSeq and is a predicted model, not a curated record. Gene Ontology annotation, molecular function: DNA-binding transcription repressor activity, RNA polymerase II-specific. Gene Ontology annotation, biological process: negative regulation of transcription by RNA polymerase II. Lineage: Eukaryota; Metazoa; Chordata; Mammalia; Lagomorpha; Ochotonidae.
GGAGAGGCGCCGUUUGCCCCGAGCCCUAACCCUGUGUGCCGGAGGCCUUCACCCUUUUCCACCAGGCGAGCGUCUAGGAGGGAAUGGCUGCUGUGUCUCUUACCACCAGAUGCCAGGCCCCGGUGACAUUUGACGACGUGGCUGUGGUGUUCACGGAUGAAGAGUGGCGGCAUCUGGUGCCCAGUCAGCGGGAUCUCUACAAGGAGGUGAUGCUGGAGAACUACCAGAGCAUGGUGUCCCUGGGGCUUCCGGUUCCACAACCUGCUGUGAUUUUUCAACUGAAGCGAGGGGAUGAGCCGUGCAUAGCAGAUCUCCAUGGGCCUGAGGGAAAAGAAUGGCCAGAGGACAUCCACCCAGACUGGGAGACUGAGCUCCAGGAGACCUCAGAGGAAGAACAGUCAGAAGGCAUAUUGAGGGCAAGGUUGGGACGACGGAGUCCUCUGUGUCCUAAACUUGAAAUUCAAGUACCAGAGGGUGCGUCGGACACUGGGAAGAGAAGCUCUGUGGUGGACAGUUGCAAGAAAUCCCUUUCGCAGGAGAAAAACUUAAGGCAGGGGUCAGCCGCACCCAAGAAAGUCGUCGCUAAAGAGAGAGAUCAGGAAUGCAGUGACUGUGGCAAGACCUUUUUUGACCACUCGUCCCUCACCCGCCAUCAGAGGACGCACACUGGGGAGAAGCCGUACGACUGUCGGGAAUGCGGGAAAGCCUUCAGUCACAGGAGCAGCCUGAGCAGACACCUGAUGUCCCACACCGGGGAGAGCCCCUACGAAUGCAGCGUGUGCGCCAAGGCCUUCUUCGACCGCUCCUCCCUGACCGUGCACCAGCGCAUCCACACCGGAGAGAAGCCCUUCAAGUGCAGUGAGUGUGGGAAAGCCUUCUUCGACCGGUCAUCGCUGACGCGGCACCAGAGAAUCCACACUGGAGAAAGCCCGUACGAGUGUCGGCAGUGCGGGAAAGCCUUCAGCCAGAAAAGCAUCCUGACUCGUCACCAGCUCAUCCACACGGGCAGGAAGCCUUAUGAGUGUACCGAGUGCGGGAAGGCCUUCUACGGCGUCUCAUCCCUCAACAGACACCAGAAAGCCCACGCGGGGGAGCCGCGCUACCAGUGCAGCGAAUGCGGCAAAGCUUUCUUCGACCGCUCAUCCCUUACGCAGCAUCAGAAGAUCCAUACGGGUGACAAGCCGUACGAAUGCAGCGAGUGUGGGAAAGCCUUCAGCCAGAGAUGCCGGCUGACGCGGCACCAGAGGGUUCACACGGGAGAGAAGCCCUUCGAAUGCAGCGUGUGCGGGAAAGUCUUCAGUUCAAAGUCGUCCGUGAUUCAGCAUCAGCGGCGGUACGCCAAACAGGGCAUAGACUGAGAGGGGUGACGCUUGUGUCGGUCUUCCCCAUCCUCACCGGGGAUGUCCUGCGCGCCUUCCAGCCACUCUGGCCACGCUGCCGAUCUCCGGUCCCGCCUCUGCUUGGAAUAAACACUAGAUCUGCUGUGGCCUAUGGCCUGGAUGCGGGUUGCCAGGAAGGAGGCAAUGAAAGGGUCACACUUAGGAGGGGUCUGUCGCAGAGGUCAGGAGGAGACCCUGGGCCACACUGUGAGUCUGAGAGCCCGGGUCCCAGGGUGUCGCACUGCACUUUAAACAGCUGCAGGCUGCAACGAGAGGAGAGCGCAGGAGGACACCAGGGCGGCACUGUCGGGUUUCUUCCUCAGAAGAGUUUGCGUUUAGAGCCUUUGGUUCCUCUCUCUGCAGGCACUGACAUUGCUGUCUGUGUCCCAGCUUGUAGAUCUCUUACAAUUACUACUAACUAGCUAGCACUUAUCAGGGUGUCAACACUCAGCUACGAGUUUUAGAAGGAACAGGUUGAUUCUCUGUCCUAGGAAGGGAACAACUGUCCCUCUGUUUUACAGAAGAGCCCGUUCAGAGUCAGUAACUUGCCCGAGGUGACAUAGCUAGUGAAGGUCAAGCCAGGUCUCAAAUACAGUUCUACCUUCAAAAUAUAUUCUCUGUCAGGUUUAUUUAUUUCAUAAUCUAUGUACAUGUAUUAUCUCUUCGACUAGAUGGGAAGCACUUGGAGCUGUGACUUUCAGGUCUUUGUAUCUCAUACAGUGCCUUGCAGAUAAUAGGUGCUCAAUAAAUAUUUAUCUGAACGCAUGGAUGUUCAUUUUUACAUUCGGAACACCUCUUGGAUUCCUAUUCCUUCUCCGAGUUUUUAUAGCCCUGUCUUAUUAGCAGGGGUCACUUCCCAAUUCUGGGUCUUCAUCGUUCAUUAUUGAAGAGGCAUUGACUGAGCUAGGAUGCAGACACCAGCUCCUAAGUGAACACGUCU